This is a messenger RNA of Chenopodium quinoa (quinoa), 510 nucleotides long. RefSeq lists its product as uncharacterized. Bases 1 to 510 code for a protein of 169 amino acids. Gene Ontology annotation, molecular function: nucleic acid binding; RNA-DNA hybrid ribonuclease activity. The record is from RefSeq and is a predicted model, not a curated record. Lineage: Eukaryota; Viridiplantae; Streptophyta; Magnoliopsida; Caryophyllales; Amaranthaceae. The transcript has 3 exons.
AUGAAGGUGUGGGGAUCUCAAUCGGAGUAUGUAGAAGCAAUGACAGAGUUGUAUGCUUUGAGGCUUGCUAGAAGGAUGGGAUACAAGAACAUAUGGGUGGAGUGUGAUGCUGUGAAUGUGGUCAACCAGGUGAACGCAAGUACCAGGGGUCUCUCUCCUUUAUUUGUUAUUUAUGAUGACAUUAAAAUUGACAGAGCUUGGUUCGAUAGUUGUAUUGUUACUCAUGUUAAACGUUCUUGUAACACCGUUUCUCAUCUUGUAGCUAGAUGGGAUACAAUGAAAGAAUUGGGUUGUGGUUUAGAGGUGCAACUUGUGGUGCAACGAGGUGAGCGCGAUAUCAAGUUACAUGAAGUGAUUAGGGUUCUUGAGGAAAAAGGGGCUGAAGUCGUCAAUGCUACCUUCUCGACUUCGGGGAACAAUGUCUUCCACACUCUCCAUGCUAGGGCUCGGAGUUCAAGGAUUGGAGUAGAGACUUCUAGAGUGCAGGAAAGGUUGCAAGAACUUACGUAG